This is a messenger RNA of Aspergillus calidoustus, 963 nucleotides long. Lineage: Eukaryota; Fungi; Ascomycota; Eurotiomycetes; Eurotiales; Aspergillaceae. The record is from the annotation of a GenBank genome assembly.
AUGCCCAACGUCCUCGUGCUCGGUGGCUCCGGCUACAUCGGCCUCGCUCUAUCCAAGUCUCUUGUCGCGUCGGGCAACUACACCGUCUGGGGUUCUGCGCGCAGCCCCGAGAAAGCCAAGCUCCUCGCUCAGAACGAAAUCACCCCUGUCGAAAGCGAUGUUACGAAUGCGGAAACACUGAGAACCAUCAUAAUUGAAAACGAUAUCGACAUCGUCGUUGACACGACCUCUGCUUACGAACAGGCCGCUCAAAUCCUGCAGGGCGUGACGGAUGCCGCAAAAGCCCGUCGCGAUGCACUGGCCAAGGAGCAAUUUAUCGGGCCUAAGCUUGGAUUUGUCUACUGCUCCGGAAUGUGGAUUCACGGUUCGCCCUCCGCACGAGUCAGCGAUCUUUCCCCGGUCGGGACCACAAUCUCGAAAGGAAAGUCCGCCACAGCAACUGCCUGGCGACCAGCCCACGAACAAGCCAUUCUCGCCGCGCAGGAUGUGCUCGAUGUCGCGAUUCUGAGGCCCGCGACGAUUUAUGGCCGUGGAUCCUGGGUCUGGAGUACCUGGUGGGAACCAGUUCUCAAGGCAAAGCAGAAUGGAAACAACAGUGACGCCAUCCAGAUCCCGGCCGAUGACAGGGCGCGCAGUCCAACGAUCCACGUCGAUGAUGUCGCAUCUGGCUUCCACGCCGCUAUUGAUCGCAUUGAUGGCCGACUGGGUGCAUGGCCGGUGUUUAACUUGAUCACAGAGACGAUCGGAGUGCAGGAGAUUACCGAGGCGGUCAAGGGUGCGCUCGGGGUUACAGCGCCUGUUGAGUACACCGGGACCCAUGGGAAUGUGUUCCUUGAAGCGUUGAGCCUAGUGAGCAAAACCGAGGCGUCGAGGGCUCGCACCGUCUUGGGUUGGGAGCCCAGACGGACGGAGUUUCUCCUCAACAUUCCGGUUUAUCUUCGUGCUUGGGAAGCAGCUCAAUAG